Molecule: messenger RNA, 11127 nt
Organism: Scomber japonicus (chub mackerel)
Lineage: Eukaryota; Metazoa; Chordata; Actinopteri; Scombriformes; Scombridae
Exons: 31
Coding region: 263-10888 (3541 amino acids)
Cellular component (GO): nucleus
Molecular function (GO): zinc ion binding; nucleic acid binding
Source: RefSeq, a predicted model, not a curated record
AACAGGGCCCCUAAGGAGCCCCCUUAUUGGAGGGCUCCCUGGGAGCUCGCUCCUGAUUGGCCAGCAGGUUGCCUCCUUGCAACUGGCUCAACUCAAAGCACAGCUUGCACUCACGCAGAUAAACCACGCAUUCUCUGUUGGUGGCCGAUCAGCUACCUUGACAACCAACUCCAACAUAUCUACUCCCUACAUACCCACUACACCCCCCUCCCCUACUGCUGCGGCCAUUAAUCUCCUCAACCUUCUGAAGAUUGUGAACACCAUGUCUCAUCCCCUGUAUAACCCCUAUGCUUCUGCAAACCAAAGAUCCACCCAGGGGCAAUAUGGACUCCCCGGUGUACAGGCAGAGAGAGACCCUCGAAGGGCAUCCCCUCAUAUGGGGCCCGGCCCCAGCUCUUCUGGAGCUUCUUCUGGGACUUCCGCCAACUCUGGGGGGUUGUUUCCAUCCAUGGGUCCCCAGUCAAUGAACUACAGACCUGAACGUGGUAGGCCCACAAUCGAUAAGGACAUAGAGAGGUGCAUAGACAUGCAUAUUAGCAGAGCCAGAGAGGAAGUGAGGCGUCUCGGCACACCAAUGCAGCAGCCUACAGGUCAAGGCACUUACUUCAACUCUCAAAGGGAUGAGUUGCUCUCCUCAGACACAGGGGCGACCUCCUGCUCGAUGUCUUCAACCUCUGCCUCUCUUGGACAUUUUGCUAGACAUUCAAAAGUUGAAAGUGGCAGUGGUUCUUUGGACGUGUCAGACUACAAGAGACCCACUGCUGAUAUCCCCUCUAAAUUUUAUUCAUCAUCCACUUCUUCAUCCUGCUAUGCAGAUAGUGGUGACUGUAGGUUUAAUACCUCCAGUGGAAGAGAACGUGAUGUGUCCAUUCCAGGUUUAGGAGAUUAUGACUACCCAGUGCAAGACAAACCUGCAGCCCCUACAGAGCCCAGUCGUCCCAAAUACACCUCAGAAUCUGCUGCCAACAUCCUUAUGCACUUAGGACUUGAAAAAGAGGACUUGGAACAUCUCAUUGCCUACCCUGAAGACCAGACAACACCUGCUAACCUGCCAUUUAUUUUGCGCCAACUCCGCAUCCAGAAAGCAAAGAGGGCUGCAAGUCAGUCAAAACCACAUCCUGAACCCCCACCCACCAGAAGCAUAAGUGGAAUGGACAGUUUUAGUAGUUCUGGAGGGGCAGGAAUACGCCAGGAGGAGACAUCAUCUUCUAUUCUCCAGCCAAGUAAAGUGAUUGACUAUGGACAUAGAGGCAAAUAUGCUGGAGGAGUUGGAGCUGAGAUUGGAAGGACCAGUGGCAGUAGACCUAAUAGUGGUGGGAUGAAGGACACUUUUGAAAGUGGCAGCCAGAAUUGGGACCCACUGCAAAAACAUACAGUAGCAGCAAGAAGCAGUACCUUGAGUUCUUCCCAUGAUCAGGCGAGUUCUCUUACCAGUCUGAGCUCUUCAUACAGUUCAAUACUAAGUUCUAUGGCCUCCUCAAGCAAUGACCCAAGCAAACGAUUGAAGACCCAACAAAACAAGACUCCUCAAGAAACCCUCAGCUCUUUCUCUCUCCCAAAGAAAGAUACUGACAUCAGAAUUUUCAAGACUGAAGCCUCCAAACCUGUUCCUUUGAAAGAACCAGGGGUCAACCAACACCCUAAGCCAAAAACUCAAACAACCUGCACUCUGCUCCGCGGUGUGCAUCCCAGCCGACCUGGCCUCGUAGUCAUUGGCAGUAACGACAGCAGCGGCACUAAGGAUCAGCGUAAAACUGAAGUACAAGGUUCAGCAGCUGCUGAACAGAUAAAAAAGCAGCAGCAGUUACAGUCAGUGCAGCAGCGACAGCAGGCGCAGACUCAGCAGCAACAGACAGUGCUGAAACCAGCAAUAUCACAUUCGCAGAUGGGGCAGACAGUAUGGCCAACAGUUCUGUCUGCAGCAAAGCCAGUUCCAACAGUUCCCGUUGUUUCUCAUAUCCCCAGCAUCACUGAUGUCGCGAGGCGUCCAUUGUUUAACCCCAGUGAUCACCAUCGAACCGUUAUGGUUCCUCCAGGACCAUCGCAACCAAUGCCAAUGAACUUUGUUCAUACAACGCUGCCAUCCACCAACUCACAGCCUCCAGCAAAGGUGACAGUUUCCAAGGGUUUACCAACGCCAGCCAUGAUGCAUGACUACGCUGCAGCCUCGCCCAGAAUCUUUCCACAUACCUGUGUUCUCUGUAACAAAGAAUGUACUCAUAUGAAGGAUUGGAUCUGUCACCAGAACACCAGCCUUCACCUUGAGAGCUGUAAACUCCUCCGCAGACAAUACCCACAGUGGGAUGGUGAGGUAGCUGUCGGGCCAAGAGUUGCAAGCAAAGACAUCAAGCCCUCUCCCUCAACCUCUGCACAUACUACGAAGUAUUGUCACCAGAAAACCAGGCAUGGCAGUCGCUCCCGCUCCCACUCCCCGAGUCCACGGCGUAGCCAUGACUCAGAUGGUAGAAGGGAGAAACACAGGAGCCGAUCACGAUCACCGCGCAGCUCCAGAUACGCUCACAGGUCCCGGUCUGAUUCACACCAUCGUUCUCGCUCCAGUUCCCCUGCCUCUUCAUCCCACUGCCAUCGCUCACGUUCAAGAAGCCCUGAGAGACGAUCAUCAACACGAAAAGGCUACGAAAGACGAUCGCCAAGGAGGAGUGAUGAGAGACGAUCAUCACCAAAGAGAAGCCGUGAGAGACGAUCGUCACCAACAAGAAUCCACAACAGGCGUUCAUCACCGAUGAGGAGUGACGGCAGACGAUUGUCACCAAGGAGGAGCCCAGAAAGACGGUUGUCACCAAGGAGGAGCCCGGCACGACGGUUGUCACCAACGAGGAGUCAUGAAAAACGAUCGUCCCCAACAAGGACACAUGAGAGAAGAACAACUAACAUCACCCCUGACAGGUCAUCCACCCAGCGAAAGAAGUCAAGCGCAGCAGACAGACUGGCUAAGAAACUGCUGGAAACAUCAGGUGUCCAAUCCCUGUCAGACCAGUCUGAUCUUGAUGCUGUGGUUAAAAGUCUGGCUCCUGCCUUAAUGGCUGAGCUGAAAAAGAUGAAUUCCUCCCCCUCUACUUCCAAAGGAAAACGCUCCUCACCUCCACCCUCUACAAGCGGAAAGAAAUCAUCCUCUGCUGCUGCUUCUUCUUCAUCCUCCGGUUCUAUAGCAAAGAAGGAGGUGACUAAAGAAAAGAUCAGCCAGCUGAAGAGUGAGAGUAGUUCCUCUGCAAAGGCUAAGGCUGGUAAAUCCUAUCCUCCAUCUAUGGUGAUACUAGAAAAUGUUCAUAGUUCCAUCUCCCACGAUGAGGUAGUCACUUCUAUGGAGCACUUUGGAAAAACAAAAUCGGUUUUAUUGUAUCGUAAAGUGCAGGAGGCAUGUGUGCGUUUUGAGAAAGAGGAAGAUGCGCAGAAAUUGAAGAGCACAAAGAACCUCACCAUAAAAGGCAUUCAAGUCUGUGUUUUCAAACAGAAGGUGACUGUUUCUAAGGAGCCUCUUCAGAGCAAACCUACCACAUUCAGUGUCUCCACACCUAAGAGGCCUCCACUUACAGUGCCUAAUAAGAAGAUUGCUGCCAAAGGUCAGGCAACUGUCACUAAAGCAAAAGUCUUGGUUUCCAAGGCAAAAAAUGUCUCAACAAAGAAGAUUGCCAAAAAAGUAAAACCAAGCAAAGUAGCUGCAAAGGGAGCUGUGACAAAGGUUUUUGUAAAACAAAAGCCUGUGGUUCCAAAAAAUCCAUCUGAAAAAUCUGAAAUCACUGUUAAAGAAACAGCGGUGGUGCCAAAAGAAACAGCUGAGUUUGAUAAAUCAGAAAAUACAUCUGUUGCUAAAUCAAGUAAAGGCACCAAAAUGGUCACUGAAGAACAGGUCUCUGCUUCCAAGGUGGAAACAGCCUCAUCUAUGCAGAAACCCAAAACUCCACCAGGCAGAUUGACUGCAGCAGGAGCCAUGACCAAUGAAAAGGGAGAAGGAAUGGCUACAAAGCCCCAAAGUAAAACAUCCAAAUCUACAGCUUCAGAAGAUCACCAUGAAGUACAGACUUCUAAGCUGAAAUAUUCUCAUACCAGGAUUCAACAAUCUGUGAAACCUGCAGCAGACGUUCAAACAGCAAAUAUGACAGUUUCUGAACCUAAGCACCAAGCAGAACUUUCCAAAGGUGAUGCUGAAGCAAAAGAGGUCAAAGACACUGAAUCUACGGAGCAUGGGGUUAAAGUCGCGGAACCUAUGGAGCUUGGGCAAACGGGAGUGAAAGUAGCCGAGCCCAUGGACGUUGAUAAUUGUACCGAGGGCAAUAGUGAAAAACCAAUGGCUACAGAGGCUGUACCUGAAAUUCCAGCAGCCAGAUCCAUUGAGAGUCAACCACUUACCAGUAUUGUUGAGACUCCAGAGUCCACUGGACAAGAUCUUGAAACAAAAACAAACACUUCACACAUGGACAGGCAGGUGGCACGAAGCCCACUUCAAGCUGCUGACAAGACAAUGUUAACAGAUGGAGCCAUCAACACAAAAACAAUGCGAAAAGAUUGCCUCAGUAGAAAAAUCUGCUUCUCACCACGUUUUUUCAAAUGUUCAAAGAAGCAGUUGCUCAUAACCGACCUGCCUAAAUAUCACGAUGGCUGCUACACUGAGGCGGACCUCACCCAGGUUCUCCUGCCUUUCGGAUUUCGUUAUGAUGAAUCCACCAUCCAUGUUUUUCCUCAGGCGUGCAUGGCUUUUGUCACAAUGCCAUCACCAAAAAAUGCACUGGAUGUGAUUGAAGCCACCAAAAUGAAGUCUUUCAUUUUCAAGGAAGUUCCAAUUGAAGUGAAUGUCUUGGCCAAUUGCAUCCCAGGGACAAGGCCUUCGGCUGAUAACGGAGAGAGAACUAUCUUCAUCCUCAACAUUUCUCCAUCUGAGGCCCGGAACCUCAGAGAAGCUUUGAAAAAAAUAGGUUUCGUCAAAAAUUACCUGCUUCUUCUCAACAAGGUUUAUGUAGAAUUUGAGUCAAAUGAAGAUGCAGAUCGGUUAGGAAUUUGGUACAGCCUCCUGAAAGAACAUCCUGGCUAUGAAAUCUACAGGUUGAAAGCGCCACACAGUGCAUCAGUCCGACCAAGACUUAUUGACAAAGCUCUGCCGGACAGCAACAAUGUUGUUGCCAGAGCAACUAUCCCAACAACAACGGGUGAAGUUCCCCAGGGUAGCGUUUCACCAUUUUGGGUCACUUUGAAAUCGAGCCCCUUCCUGUUCCCUACCACAUCUCCUUGGUUCACCAUCCCCAAUUUCCAGACAGUCAAAGUAAUGGAAGACUUUGAGAAGGCCAACCGUCUGGGUUACAUAUUCCCAACAAUCAUGUUGACUGGAUUGCCAGAAGACUACUACAGACACGAGGACGUCGCCAAGCUGGUCUGGCCAUAUUUUACAAAGCGGAACCUUCACACCAUGUACUACAACAUCAUAGUCCUCCCGCUACAGAGGAGGGCCUUUGUGUAUUUUGAGCAUAUGAAGGCGUGCAAUGAUUUUGUCCGAGACCAGAUAAAAAAUCCGGUUUCUGUCGGUGGCUACAGAGUCUUCGCUCACUUCCUCCAGGAAGACAUGUAUCCUGCAUCCACAGAGGAGGACAUGUACCACACCAUGAUGAAACUGAACAACAUUUGCGGUCCAGACCCAGAGUCUCUGGCGGAGCGGUUGCUGUGUGUGGAGACCUCUCGGACGACUCAUGACGUCAUUUUAGCAGUUAUGGAAGUGGUGGCAUCGUGUGCUCCUAUUGUCAGCUUCCUGCCGCUGGGCAACAGGAUAUGCAUUGAGAUGGCAGACUCCAAUGGUGUAACGCAGGUGAUGGAGAAACAAGACACUUUCACAAAGACCUGCCCGAUUCAACCAACAAUUUGGAGUAAAGUUCAGCAUUUUGAAUCUGUGAAGAGCCUAAAACAGCGUCUACAAGAUUCAAGUGAGACCACAAUAAACCUCAAAUUGGACCCACCCAUUGUGAAAUGUCAAACCCAACCUCCUUCUAAACGUAUGAAGGAUGGAUCUCAACUUUCUCUGACUAUGAGUAGCCCUGCGUCUGCUAAACUAGUAGAACCUGCUGGAUCCACCAUUUCCUCAUUGGUCUCAGAGGAACCAAGCACUACCACUGUAAGUGACAUUGCAAUGAAGGAGGAGGAUAAGGAACCAGAAACUGAGAUUGCAGUGGACUCCUGUGUUGGUCCUAAGUCAAAUGAAGAAGUAGAGAAAACAGAAAUAAAGGAGAAGGUGGGGUCACCACCAACGACAGUGUCUAACGAUGAUGUGAACCCUACCUCUGCAAUUGAGAGUGGAAAGCCGGACACCACUGAUUUCAGCCCUGCCCCCUCAACCAAAGAGGUCAUGCCUUCAGAAAACGUUGCAGAACUUCCUCAGAUUAACGCAGACAUUUUCAAGGUUCUGACAGCAGCAGUUCGGCAGCACAGACUCACAAUGGAGAGCAGGGGGCAGAGCAAAGAGAAGGAGGGUCAAGAUGAAUUUACAGAUGAUACCAUUUCUUCAGAUGCUUACAUGUUUGAUGAGCUAGAUUUCAACAUGGAUGACUUUGUCACUGUUGAUGAAGUUGGUGAUGAUGUGAGAGACACAAGCCCCAACCCACAAAUCUCAGCCAAAUCCGCUUCCACAUCCAAACAGUCCUCUAGAGCAAAAAGUGAAAUACAACGCUCUAGCUUGUCAUCUGCUGCCAAACGGACUUCAGCAAGGUCCUCAAAAGACUCAGCCUAUUCCUCAUCCUCUUCAUACUAUUCAUCCAGGUUGAUUAGAGACUCCUCAAAAAGCAGCCCGUCCUCAAGCUCUUCCUUUGCGUCGCCAAAAAAGUCCAAGGGCUCAUCUGAGCCCACCAAAUCCUCUGCUAAACCCUCAUCCUCUGCUAGUGCCAGUAAGGCCUCUACCUCUUCUUCUUCACUGUCUGCUGAAACCAUCUCCUCCCCUGGUCAGAAAACACAACAGAGAAAGGCAAAAUCGCCAGCAGCAUCAAGCACUACUUCCCCGAGCACCAGGACCCAGACGUCUACGGCUGCAGAUGAAAGGGAAAAGAUAACAGCAGCAGUAACUGUCGAGUUAUCAAAAGAAAAUUGUAUGGAACCACUUAGAGGAGUAACCAAAGCUGCAGAGAGUGCAGUGGCAAAAUCUGACCACAAAGUGUCAGCAGAGGGAACUCCUGCAAAAUCUGAUGAGUCAGAGAUAAAAAUAGAAACCUCAUCAGAGAUGCAGCCACCUCCACAAGGACAAGGGUUAGACUUGACAAGCCAAGACCAGAAAGGCUCACCUUUCAUCAGGAAGGAUCCUCAAAGUCUGGAGAUUGAUUUUAAUGAUGACACAAUGAAAGACCUGAAGACUGUUAAAGAGGGAAAGAAGGAAGGUUAUGUUGAAAAACAUACAGAAGAGGAGGAGGAGGAGGAGGAUGAACAAUAUCAAAUCCUCGAUUCACUUGAUGACCAAGCAGAUGAACAAAUGGAUGAUGGGGACCAAGAUGGGAGCUGUAAAGCCCAGCUAACUGGACCUAAGGAAGGCCAGACUUUGCAAGAGGAACGCUAUCAGGUCUUAGACAGUGUCAACGAUGAAGCGAAAGCCUGCCCAGAGGAGUACAGUGAUUUGGAAAUGGACGAUUCUUUCCAAGUGCUAGACAGUGUUACUGAAGACCAAGCAGCUACAGGUCAAGAGGACAGUCACCUGGUUGAAGAUGACGAUUCCACAGUAAAACCGCCAUCUGAGGAAGAUGUGAUUCCAGUAGUCGACAAAUCAGAUGUUACAUCUGCAGUUGAAAAUGAGGCAAAUAACGAAGGAAAUUUCCAAGUUUUGGAUACAGAGAACAAACAACCUCUAAAAGGCAGCAGAGAUGGACUGAAGAGAAAAGAGGAAGAGGUCAAAAGCAAAAUGCUUUCAGCAGAAUUCUCCAAAGUUUCCAAAGAGGAUGAAAGUCCUGAUGGCCAAAUCAUAAAUAAAGACCAUGACAACAAAGACACUUUCAAAGACCGUGACAGUGAUGAAACCUUUGAGAUAUUGGAUUCAGUUGAUAAUCAAAUGGCAACAGACGAUGACAGACAAAAACUCAGCCCACACAUGCCUGAAAUGUGUAGGGACCAGAUAUCUAAAGAAGACAUAGAAGAAGAGGAAGAUGCAUAUCAGGUGAUUGAUUCUGUGGAAGAUCAACCAACGACUACUGAGACGGAGUCAGAGAUUGACUACGAGGACAGAAGAACCAGAAAAGUGGAGACAACUCCUCGAAAAGAUGAGAAACCAACAAGGAGUGGCCUCACAACCAGAUCAUCCAAAAAAGAAGAGAGGGAGAAGUCACCAAAGAAACACGAUAAGCCGGUUAGAAAGUAUGAAACGAGAACAAGGAAGGACACCACUACAGGAGUUUCUAAAAAUGACAAAGACCUCAAAGAAACCCCUGAGGAGAUAGUGUAUGAGAUUGUAGAUUCAGUUGAAGAUGAACCAAUUCAAGAUGUCUCCAGUGCUCCUCCUUCUGGUAUAAGAAGGAGUGCAAGAGGAAAGAAAGAGGAUAAACUGACAGAGAAUCUCACAGAAGUGUCUGGAAAGCCAGACAGAGAUGAGGAGGUAACAUAUGAGAUUUUAGACUCUGUGGACGAUGACACUGCCAAAGAUGAACCAAUAAUCACAACAAGAUCUACCAGAGGAAAAAGGGAAAGAACAACAAAGACAAAUACUUUCAAAGAGGACACACCAACAAGAAGGAGGCACACUCCUGCCAGAGAUUCACAGGAAAGAACACCAAUGAAAGAAGAGAGAAUGCCUCUAAAAGAGAAUACAACAACAAAGAAAAGUGACACUGUCAUGAAAGAGGUAAGUGAGGAGGAGACUACCUAUGAAAUUGUAGACUCUGUAGAGGACGAGAUUGUUAAGGAUGAUCCACCCGCUACAGGAAGAAAAGGAAAAAGGGGAAGACCAAAGAAAGAGGUUAAAAAGGCAUCAUCAAAGAAGGCUGAUAAAGAUUCAUCUGAAAAAACGUCAGAAGAGGCCACAUACGAGAUUUUGGAUUCUGUGGAGGACGAGGUGACUGAUGAUCAGCUCCCCACGGACCAGUCUGAGAAUGCAAGAAAGGAAACAAUUGCAAAAAACAGCAGAAAAUCACCAAGAAAUGAGGAUGAGGAGGACGAACCUAUGUAUCAGAUAGUAGAUUCUUUGGAAGAUAAUCAAGUUCAAGAGGCGCUGACGACUUCAAAGGAGCCUGGUAAAGGGAGCAUGGAAAAAAGUGAAGAUCAAACUCGCCGAAACGGGGAAGGAAAAACUGCAAAAGAUGACAUAUUAACACAUUCUACUGCUGCAGCAGAGGAGUCCGAACUGGUGGUUUUCAAGGAAGCGACUCCAUAUCAGAUAGUUGAUGAUUUAGGGAAGGUAAAUGAUGAUCCAUCUGCUGCAGAAGAGAAGUUGAAGCAGGAAAGUACACCUAAAAAAAAACAAUCUCCAACAAAGACCCAAAGAAAUGGGGAAAAGGUGACUCAUCAGAAAUCACCAAAGAAAUGUCACGCAACAGCUGCCGCCAGUGCUUUACUGAAACUGGACGAAGUAAGCGAGGAAGAGGAGGAUUACCCCAAUGACACAGCCGAGGAGGAAGACGUGAGGAAAAGGCAAGCAAAAGAGAAGCAGCUCGAUGAAGUAAGCGAGGAAGAGGAGGAUUAUCCCGAUGACUCGGCUGAAGAGGAAGAAAUUAGGAAAAGUCUAGUGGCCGUAAAAGAGAAGCAUCUCGCUAAGCAGCACGAAGAAAGGAAGACCAGGGAAACGGAGGAGAGGGAGCGAAGGAGCCGGAGCAGCAGCAGCAGCAGAGAAGGAGGAGGAGGAGGAGGAGGCAUGAGGAGGGCGAUGGAGAGGGGGAAGGAAAAGGAGGAGACAGUAGAGGUAGACACCAAAGAGCUGGUAACUCUGGAUGAGGUGGGAGCAGAUGAGGCCUUAGAGGAAAGAGUACUGGAGAGCCAAGAGGGCAAUGGAGAGAUCACAGAGGCGGAGCUGCAGGCGUUGGUCACUCUGGAUGAGAUUGUAGAGGAAGAGGAAGAGGGAAAGGCAGAGCAAAAGACAGCAGAGUCCCAUCCAGCCAACCUGGAGGACGAAUCAGUGGACUCCUUAAACCCAGAGACUUUGGUGACUUUAGAUGAAGCCGGCGAUGAGGAGGACAAGAAGGCGAACGAAGAGAAAGCUGUGGAAACCUCCAGAUCUGCGAAACGCGAGCACGAUGAAGACACAGAGGAAAAUGUGAACUUUGUAACAGUGGACGAGGUGGGAGAGAUUGAAGAGGAGGUGGAAAAGGAAGCAGUAACAACAAGGACAGGAAGCAGAGCCAAGAAGAGAACCAGACAGGCUCCUGUGAGAAAAUCUACUAGAGGUAAAAAAGUGAGCGAGAAAGAGGAAGUAAAAAAAGAAGGAAAGGAACCUACUGGCACUGAUGCUUCACCUCCUGCUUCACUUGACGCCUCCUCGACAUCAGAUAAACCCCCUUCGACUGACAGCCAGGUGGAGAUUCAGAAGACAGAUGUGGAAAAAGAGAUCAAAGCUGCGUCUGCUGGGCCUGAACUGAAACUGGAGCCUCCUAAGAACCAGAACCUGGAAGGAGUUGUGAGUAAACGGAAGAGCGAUCUCAUCGGACCUGAAGUGAAGCGAUCUCGUUCUCAGUCUCCUUGUGUCCCAGCUGACUUCAAACUGCCACCAUUCAAACCAAACAACCCCCUUGGUCUGGAGUUUAUGGUCCCUAAAUCAGGGUAUUACUGUAACCUCUGCUCUGUUUUCUACCUGAAUGAGACGACAGCGAAGGACGUCCACUGCAGCAGCCAGAAACACUACGACAACCUGCAGAAACAUUAUCAGAAGCUUCAAGUGAAACCAUCAAGAAAUUCGACAAAACACUCUCACAGCUCCAUGUCAGAUUAAUUCUAUACUACAGAUUUUAUUUUAUUAUUUUUUUAUUAGAAAAGAUUAAAAAGGAGAAGCUGAACAAGUGAAAUGUUUGCAGCUUCAUGAACUACUGUGGACUGAUUUAUAUAUCAUUACUGUUUUGAGCCUUUCUUUCAUGUAAAUGUUGUUGAUAUAUGUAUAUUUUAGCAUGAAUCGCCCCACCGGGAUUCAAAUCAGUUUUUGUGCCUUGCUCUGCCUUUAAUUGCACAGUUAUA